AUGCUGGAUACGCUUCUCAAUGCCAAGUCAACCUUCGAUUCAUUUUUGGAAUCUGUGAAGACACAGGAGGAAUCUUACGACAGUUUGAUAGACUCAAUAUCUUCGACAUUGAGUUCGAUAGCAAAUUUAGAAGUAACACGGGAAAUAUUGACUGAGACAAAAGUUGGUGUAUCUGUACAGAAAAUCGCAAAAGAAAAAAUCUAUCCGAUAAGUGAGCAAGCAGAAAACGUGAUUGCUGGAUGGAAAAAGGCUUUAGACAAUCAAAAGAAUAGAAAUAUAGUGUCACCCCCUGAAAAAAUAAGGCAUGUAGAACAAUCAGCCACUAUCAAUGAUUACUCAGGGCCAUUGACAAACGAUCCAUCCAGAAAUAAAGCACUUAGCAUUUUAUAUAAAGCUUUUUUGAAAGGGUUUCCCCAAAAUUCGCCACAACCGUCCAAUAAAGUUGCAUCGGAAUUAAUAUACAACUUGGAACAACAUGUAUUUGAGUCUUUCCAUGAGAAGAGAUUAUAUGCACAACAAAUUAAAUCUAUCAGGUUCAACUUGCAAGACAACAACAAUACACAAUUGAACUACAAUCUCCAUGUGGGCGAGAUUACUCCUCAACAAUUAGCGACGAUGGCUCCGCAGGAUAUGGCUUCGGAAAAGUUGAAGAGGAAGAGAGAAAUGGUACUGAAGGAGAGCAUGCUGGCUUGCCAAUCCGAUUGGGCUGUGAAAAAUAUCCUUCUUUCUAGCAAAACUCCGGGCCAAUUCACUUGUUUCAAAUGUAAACAAAGCAAAACUGUUUAUACACAGGUUCAAACUAGGUCUAGUGAUGAACCUAUGACAACCUUCGUCACAUGUUUGGUCUGUCAAAACAGGUGGAAGUUUUAG
This is a messenger RNA of Babesia microti strain RI, 870 nucleotides long. Its product is annotated as transcription elongation factor S-II. The transcript is spliced from 2 exons. Gene Ontology annotation, biological process: DNA-templated transcription. The record is from RefSeq and is a predicted model, not a curated record. Gene Ontology annotation, cellular component: nucleus. Gene Ontology annotation, molecular function: zinc ion binding; nucleic acid binding. The coding region runs from base 1 to 870 and encodes 289 amino acids. NCBI's taxonomy places the organism in Eukaryota, Apicomplexa, Aconoidasida, Piroplasmida, Babesiidae.